Ipomoea triloba (trilobed morning glory) is the source of this 1605-nucleotide messenger RNA. RefSeq lists its product as uncharacterized. Bases 57 to 1208 code for a protein of 383 amino acids. Gene Ontology annotation, molecular function: nicotinamide-nucleotide adenylyltransferase activity; ATP hydrolysis activity. The transcript is spliced from 13 exons. The record is from RefSeq and is a predicted model, not a curated record. NCBI's taxonomy places the organism in Eukaryota, Viridiplantae, Streptophyta, Magnoliopsida, Solanales, Convolvulaceae. Gene Ontology annotation, cellular component: nucleus; cytoplasm.
GACAAAGCGAUCUAACGACUAGAUGAGUGCAAAGGCAAGCUGAUCCUUAGACGACGAUGAUGGACAGUUGUAUUAGAGCAUUGGUGGAAGCCAUACACUCUACUCCUACUCAAGCCAUCCUCUAUAUCUCCGGUGGAGCUUCUCAGGCGCUGGGGUGGUUGAUGUCGGUUCCAGGAGCUUCCAAUACAGUACUUGAAGCCGUGGUUCCUUACUCCAGAAUGUCCAUGAUCCAACUGCUUGGCAAGGUUCCUGCUCAAUCAGCUAGUCAGCAAACCGCAGAGGAUAUGGCAUUAUUGGCUUAUAAUCGAGCACUAAAGCUUUCUAAACCAGGUUACCCAGCUCUAGGUGUGGGUUUUACAGGUGCUUUGGCUAGCUUGCAACCCAAACGAGGGGAUCAUAGGUUUCAUUUGUCGACAAGGACGUCUGAAAGGCUUUUGGUGUCGACGGUUACAUUGUCAAAGGGUCUGCGAACUCGUGAGCAGGAGGAUACUGUCUCAAGCCAGUUCUUACUCAAGGCAAUAGCAAAUGCAUGCAAAGUUUCGGAAAAUUUUGUUCCAGAGUUAAUUGACUCAGAAAUUCCUAUUGAACAUGGAUGGCUAUUUAAUGAAGACCAACAGCUAGAGCAACUUAUCAGCGGUCAAGUAUCCUUUAAGGUUUAUCCCUUCUCAAGUGAUGCAGUCAACGAAGAGAGGAAAAUAAUUCUAUCUGGAUCAUUCAACCCCUUGCAUGACGGGCACCUUAAGCUCUUGGAAGUUGCUAGUAGCAUUUGUGGUGGUGGAUAUCCAUGCUUUGAAUUAUCUGCAGUCAAUGCAGACAAGCCUCCAUUGACAGUAUCUGAAAUCAAGGAUCGUGUAAAGCAGUUUGAAAAAGUUGGCAAGACAGUCAUAAUAUCUAACCAGCCAUUUUUUUACAAGAAAGCAGAACUAUUUCCUGGCAGUGCUUUUGUUAUUGGUGCAGACACGGCUGUAAGACUGAUAAAUCCAAAGUAUUAUGGCAAUGAUUAUGGAAAAAUGCUGGAGAUACUUAUUGGAUGUAAGAACACAGGAUGUACUUUCCUGGUGGGGGGUAGGAAUGUAGAUGGUGCUUUCAGGGUGCUUGAUGACUUCGAAAUUCCUGAGGAGUUGAAAGACAUGUUUAUCUCAAUACCAGCAGAAAAAUUCCGGGUGGAUAUUUCAUCAACUGAAAUCAGGAAAAACCGAGGGAUGUGAAGCUUGCUACUUUCAUCAGCCGGUUGUGCGGUCGUCUUCUCCGACGAGCAAGACGAGCAGAUGUUGAACUCCGGUAGCAUGAAUGCAGCCGCCAGCGGUGGAGAACGACUGGCGGUGGUCUUUCGGGGAAGGUGAUCGUAAAUUGAGUUUUAUGGAUGGUGAAUAACCAGUAACCAAUACGAUAGGUUACCGGUAAAUAUGGUUUAUUUGAUCUAUUUUAACAAGUUUGAGUGUUUAAUUGAACUUUUUUUUUUUUAAUGUUGGAGGGCUUAAUUGCACUUUUGAGUAAAGUUUGAGGGCUUAUUGGCUUUUUUUCCUUUUUUAAAAUGAGAGGAUACAAAUAGCGUUAUAUUAUAAAUUUGUGACUUUCUCUAUUGAAAAGUACAACCUUUUGAUU